AUGUGCCACUUGGAACAUCGGCACAAUGACUGGAAAAAGCAGGGAGAUAGCAGAGACCAUGAAGCGGGGAAAAGUGAAAAUACUCUGUGUGCAAGAAGUAUCAGAGAGAUCCCUGAGGAAGAAGGAAUCAUCCUAGGAGCUGAUCUGAACUGCCAUGUAGGAGAAACAGCAGGAUACGGCCCGAGAAACGAGGAAGGAGAGAGAAUGGUAGAGACAUUGGAGAGCUUGGAACAGGUCUUGGUAAACACCGGAUUCAAGAAGAGAGAUGAGCAUCUAACAACAUACCGAAGUAGAGAUAGCAGUUCUCAGAUCGACUUCCUAGUGGAGAAUACAGAAGGCAAGUGGGAGAGAGACGAAGGGAGAGACAGCAGCCGAAACGUGAAGGCCUUAAAGGAAGCAACGGUGGAAGUGGCAGGAAAGCUGUGUGGAAGAACAAGUGGGAGAAGAGCAGGAGAACGAGAAAUAUGA
Messenger RNA from Penaeus chinensis, 468 nucleotides. RefSeq lists its product as uncharacterized. The transcript has 3 exons. The record is from RefSeq and is a predicted model, not a curated record. Bases 1 to 468 code for a protein of 155 amino acids. NCBI's taxonomy places the organism in Eukaryota, Metazoa, Arthropoda, Malacostraca, Decapoda, Penaeidae.